CGAAGCAGCUCAUUCAAGUCUACUUAGUCGUAGAGUGCGGAUGUGUACGGUAGUACCUGGACAGCGACAGUGCGAUCACGACGUGAAGGGAUUCAAUGUUUAUCUGAACUCAUUCGGAAAAUCAGAACAAGUUCCGAAACCUACCCUUAAGACAACAAGAUUAAAGAGAUGCCGUCCGCGCUCCUGUUGACACUCUGCGCGCUUUUCGUAGCGAGAGCAGCGGGGACAUGUUAUUUUCCGAUGGAAUACCAGGGAGAAUUCUCGAUGCAGAGCUCGGUGAACAGCAGGAAUUCGGUUCAAUACAGCACGAUAAAUAUCACGGCGACCGCAAUACCAAUUUGGGGUAAUUGCCACAGGAAGAUCGGCAACAAUUUCAUUUUGGUCGACCAGUACAUGGAGAUUAGCGAGACGAACUGCUUUCGUUGUCUUCAUCUCAAGCCGCGUUCGAAGAACGUACUGCAAGUAUCGGCCUUCAGCAACGAGACGAUAUCCAAGUGCUUCAUUAACGAGGCCUCCGCCGAAGAAAACUGUCCAACCGACCAGCAGCUCAGAUCCAAUUCCAUCACGGAAAUCAUAUUGUUUAAAACCAAAGAUGCUGAGGGUAAGAUUGUCGGAAAAGAAUAUUGCCCGAUUGAUGGAAGAUACUCGUUCACUUAUCAAUUGAACGACAACGGUAACAUUAAGCACUGCAAAAGUCGCGAUUCUAUUAUAGACUUUUGUCCAUCUGGAGCUACUCUUAACAUGAGAUUCCGCGAUUGUCCCAUCCAGAGAUACGAUUUAAACUUGGACUGCCUUGGACAUUGGGAAGGCAGCAGGGGCCAAAGGUACUUAAUCCUCUCGGAUAACAGAUACUCGAAGCCGCAGUAUCGAUGCGCCUUGUAUAAGCGUGAUUCGGCCAGCGGGGUCAUAAACAUCGCCAUCAGCAGGGAUUCCACGUGCACCACUGAUUUGCAUAACGCGACCCACGGUUACGAGGCCCUCGUGUUGCAGCCGAAAAGCGACAAUAAUUGGCCGCCCGAAGUCGCGGUCAACACUUGCAGGUAUUUACCACUAGAAGAAAUCAACGGCAUGCUCUUUAACGUGACUUGUAAUCGCAGGUUUCCGGAAUGGAUGGUCGGCGAUUGGGAGAACGUGCGCGUCGAGGAUAACACCAUUACGUACAAGGACCAUACGUCCUUCACGACCUACACCAUGAAAUGCUUGUCGACGAUGGACUCGCUGGACAAGUUCCAUGUCUUGGCAAAAACCCAAUGCGACGAAAGCCUUUUCAACUGUAUGAAAAUUCACAAACGAAGCAACAACAUCUUAGAGCUGCAACUGGGAUCGAAUUACAGCACCAAGAACGACGCGCUCUCAAGUUGCGAUGAGUCCAACUUCCAGGACGACGCUUGGGUCACGCAAGGCCGUAUUAGUAAUAAUGUGGAAACUGCUUGUCCGAUUUCUGGGAAGUACACGGGUACUAUUCCUGACAACGACGAUCUGUGUGCGAAAUUGUGGUCAGACUGCGAUGCACGUGAACUGAUGUACUAUCAGGUAUCGAAUUGCACCACGUCUGAGGUUUACGAGGAGCGGGAAUACAGGUGUCUAGGUCACUGGGAUGAGAAUAAUCUGUUGUACACUUACACUCAGCGACACGAUGUCGCCGAUGGAACCUACGAAUGUUUCGUCGGCUCUAUUAUAUCAGAUAAGGAUAUAUUCAUUAAGGAGGCUGGCGAGCACUGCCAGAGGAAGAUCGAUCCUAUGAGGUACGGGAUGAACCUGUUCAACGAAGGCACUCAAGGUUUGUACUCAUGCAUUGGUAAAGGCUUCACGACGCAGAGGCCAAUGCCGACAAAACCAUGGAACAUCAACGUCUCAUUUCCAACUAUCCAGGAUACAGACAACAGCAUCAGUAUAGCUCAUCGACUGCCGCACUCACUUGCCUUCCUACUAUUGCCAAUUGUGAUCGUUUUAUUUUAAAUUGUUUAUUACUGAUUAGAGAAUUGAAUGUACUUAGUAGGUGUUACUCUUCAAUGAUUGUAACCUACACGGUGCUCUCGUUAAACUAAAUUUAAUCCAAGUAUAAGAAGCACCAUGUAUAAUACAUGUACAUAGUAUUCGUUGCCUAAAACGAAAACACGAUUGCCUUCCAUGCCAAAAGGUCAACCCUUACUUUGAGCUCAUUAUUUAAAUUAGAUUAUUGUUAUAUUAUAUUUUACAUUCACACCUACUUCUGCAAAACAAAAUAAUGAAAUAAGUGUAUAAAGAUAUAU
Messenger RNA from Nicrophorus vespilloides, 2252 nucleotides. RefSeq lists its product as uncharacterized. The record is from RefSeq and is a predicted model, not a curated record. The transcript is spliced from 9 exons. NCBI's taxonomy places the organism in Eukaryota, Metazoa, Arthropoda, Insecta, Coleoptera, Silphidae. The coding region runs from base 169 to 1959 and encodes 596 amino acids.